Molecule: messenger RNA, 1491 nt
Organism: Periconia digitata
Lineage: Eukaryota; Fungi; Ascomycota; Dothideomycetes; Pleosporales; Periconiaceae
Source: the annotation of a GenBank genome assembly
GUAUCUAAACAACACCAAAACGUGUCACAUUCCACCCUCUGCAAAAGCUUUCUGAUCUGCGUUCCUUACUCAUACAUUACUGAACAGCCCCUGAGCAUCAUGGGCAUAGCGGAAAACUACGAUGAGGUCCUGAAAGGGAAAUAUCCUGCAAAGGAGCAUGCCAAAAAAGUGGCAGAAUGGCUUAUUGCCAACGGGGGCGAUAAAACGGGAACCAUCUACCUGGAGGCGCAAAAGAGUCGGUUGAUCGAAGACAAUGAUGGUGAAGCCCCGUUCCGUCAGCGGAGAUUCUUCUACUACCUCAGCGGCUGCAACCUCCCAGACUCAUAUCUGACGUACAACAUCCCGACGGAAACAUUGAAUCUCUUCAUCCCUCCUGUCGAGCCCGAUGAAGUCAUCUGGUCAGGCCUUCCUAUGUCGCCAUCUGAAGCAAAAGCCAAAUACGACGUGGACAAUGUUCAGACCACGAGCGAUCUUAACGCGCACCUCGCCUCUUCAGACGCCUCCUCCCAAACCACAAUCUUCGCGAUCCCAGACCAAAUCUCGGACAGCACCUCCUUCCUCCCCUUCAAGACCACAAACUUGGACCUCCUCAAACGCGCCAUCGAAACUUGCCGCGUGGUCAAAACCGACUACGAAAUCGCCCUGAUCCGCAAAGCAAACGCAAUCUCCACUGUAGGUCACGUCAACGUGAUGAAAGCCGCGUCCGCCGCCAACAGCGAAGCCGAGCUCGAAGCCGUCUUUCUAAAAGCCUGCGUAGAACGCAACGCCAAAAACCAAGCCUACCACUCCAUUGUGGCCGCGGGUGAGAACGGCGCAACUCUGCACUACGUCCGCAACGACGAGCCUAUUACCAACCAGAACCUGCUUCUUCUGGACGCUGGGUGCGAGGUCGACAACUACGCGUCGGAUAUCACGCGUGCAUUCCCGCUCAAGGGCAGCUUCACCGAGGAGAGCCGCGGCAUCUACGAGAUUGUGCUCGAUAUGCAGAAACAGUGCAUUGCUGCGCUCAAAGCGGGGAUCCUGUGGGACUCGAUCCACGAGCUCGCGCAUCAAAUCGCCAUCAAUGGACUCCUCAAGCUCGGCAUCCUGCGCGGUGGCUCCGCCGACGACAUCUUCAAAGCUAGGACGAGCGUGGCCUUCUUCCCGCACGGGCUGGGCCAUUAUCUCGGUAUGGAUACGCACGAUACCGGGGGAAACCCAAACUAUGCGGAUAAAGAUUCCAUGUUUAGGUAUCUGAGGGUACGAGGGAAUGUUCCUGCUAGGAGUGUGGUUACGGUUGAGCCAGGAUUGUAUUUCUGCAGGUUCAUUAUCGAGCCGUAUUUGAAGGAUCCGGAGCAGGCAAAGUAUAUUGAUCAGAGUGUUUUGGAAAAGUAUUGGGCGGUUGGUGGAGUAAGGAUCGAAGACAAUAUCCUCGUCACAGACUCGGGCUACGAAAACUUGACUCCAACUCCAAAGGAAAUCGAUGAUGUGCUUAAGCUUGUCAAGGGCUGA